GCCUCCGCCGUCGCCGUGGUCAGCAUCGUUGGAUCUCCCCUGUUCUGGCGGAGAUAUAUCUUUGGCUGGGAUCUCCUGUCUGUCCUGCUCGUUGCGACUCAACCUUCUCCAACGUCUUCCCUCAUCUGCUCCUCCCCGUCUGACCUUGCGCUCAGAAUGGCUGAAUAGGCCAGUGCAAGGUCUGCUGUCCUGCCUCUGAUCCACCGUAUCUGUAUGGCUCCCAUUGAGGCGACGCGUGGCUGAACAGUCAGGACAACCGCACCAAGUGCCUGGACAUGAUGAACCAUCAUCUGCCCGCCAUGCCCCAUGGGCAGCCGCCCAUGCCUCCUCCAAGACGGCAGCAUGAGAUUCCCUACUCAACUGGGCCUCCUAAUAUACGUUCUCCGCCAGCAUACAUGGGCUAUCAUCCGCCUCAUCUCAACGGUCAUCUUCCUCCUGCGUAUGCGCCGCAACAGUACCCGCACUGGUAUUCUUACCCGCAGAUGCAGCCUCCUCCACGUCCAUACCAGCCUCCGUAUGCACCGUUGAUCGUCUCCUCGUAUCCUCAUACGCAGCCUGUGAUGGCACCGGCCCAUAUUCCACCUCCUUCGCUUCCUCUGCAACCGAGGACGGCUGCCUCGACUCCUUUUCAACCAACCAUGUCCCCGUCGCCGCCCGUGCCCGCUCCCAGCCAGAUGGUUGCUCACGAAAACCCGCUUAUCGGCCAUACGGUCAAUCCAGUUCCAACGCCAACCACGCCUUCGCAGUCCUCAGAUGCUCUUAAGCUAGUCCCCGCUGUUCGAGAGCCCUUUCGUGCACCCGUUCCCUGGCUUUCUGUUCCCAGUGCGCCUUUCCCUGCUAGAGUCCCUCGCAGACGCCGAAAGGGUCGAACCCUGCAGUCUGUGUCCGUGGAACUUCCCGUGAAGAACACCCCAAGCUCGCAGGAAACGGCCAACGAACAACCAGUCAAGGCACCAGAGUCUUCAGCUCCCCUGCUUUCUGAGCCCCAGACACCUACUACCUCACAUGCCCCAUCCGAGACUGCCUCAACUCAGCCCACAACUCCCUCGUCUGCAGUCCCUCAAUCAACCAGCCGCCCUCAGAACCAGGCACAACCACAAGUACCUGUAAAAAGCUCCGGUGCUUCCAGACCUGCGGUGCCCGUCAUCCCUGUGGUCCCUAUUGUCGCACAAUCACCCACGAACCGACAGCAGAGCAAGGAUGGUUCUGGUCGUCCCUCUACGACGGCCAACGAGAAUGGUGCUGACUCAUCUCGUGACGCCUCUGCGGAAGCGACUACGACGGGAUCAACUAAUGUCGUCGAAGAGCCAGCAAAGCCUGCUUCUCAGCCUCCAGCUCCUAAAUCUUGGGCUGACCUUGUGAAGUCAAAAUCCGCUUCGCGGAAUGCAGGAGUUCCUACGCCUUCAUCUACUGAAGGCAGUGGUCUGGCUGUGUCCAGAAGCCAGACUCUUGCAGAGGUCCUCAAGGACCUAGGAGCCGAUGUCGAUCAGUACAGCGAUAAGAUUGCAUUCCUCGAGCCCAGGGGACUUGUAAAUACUGGAAACAUGUGUUACAUGAAUUCGGUCCUACAGAUUCUUGUUUUUUGCAUUCCGUUCUAUCAGUUCCUGGAACAUGUCGGUCGACGAGCUGCUCAUAGUUUCAAAAGCGACGUUCCUCUCAUCGAUGCUAUGAUUAUGUUUAUGCGGGAGUUCCGAGUCAUCGACGCAGCACGAUCGACUGAGCAGUUGAAAUUGCGACUCAAACAAAACGAAUUGGAGCAGUACGGCGAUGCAUUCUCCCCUGAAUAUGUCUAUGAGGUGAUUAGGCAGCUGCCUCGCUUCCGUGAUAUGCGCCGUGGUCAUCAGCAAGAUGCCCAGGAGUUCUUGGGAUUCCUCCUGGAGGAACUCCAUGAGGAAUGUACUGAGGCUGCCAAGGCUGCCGGUGCAGUUGGAUCUGAUGUGUCUGCGUCCGCGGACGUCGAAUCCACUGCUACUUUCGAAGAGCCGUCAGCAGACGGGUGGUUGGAAGUUGGCCACAAGCAAAAGGCUGCUGUUACUCGAUCCUCAGGGCAUAUUGCCCUGGAAUCGCCUAUUACGAAGAUCUUUGGGGGAAAGAUCAGGUCAGAAUUCAGAGUCCCCGGGAACAAGAAUUCCGUGACCUUGGAACCAUAUCAACCUCUGCAACUUGACAUCGGAUCUCCUGAAGUCAACAACAUCGUCGAUGCUUUGAAAGGCUUGACGAAGCCAGAAACUAUCCAUGGCGACUUUAGCUCUGCACGUGGACCUAAUGCAACCGCAACGAAGCAGAUAUUCAUUGAAACCCUGCCACCCGUCCUCAUUUUGCACCUCAAACGUUUCCAAUAUGACAGCGUUACCAGGGGCACUCAGAAGAUCUGGAAGAAAAUCGGCUAUCCACUCGAUCUUGAAAUUCCCCGUGAGGUCUUCCCUCCGCAUCGGCGCAAUGCUAUAACGGCGCAAGGAGGAUUGCCGAAAUACCGACUUAUCGGUGUAAUCUAUCAUCACGGCAAAAAUGCGAGCGGUGGUCAUUACACUGUCGAUGUCCGCCGCCAGGACGGCCGUGAAUGGAUUCGUUUAGACGAUACUGUUAUUCGCCGCAUCCGAAGCGAAGACGUCGCUGAGGCUGGUGGUGAGGAGGAUCCCAAGGUUGUUGCUGCUGCGCUUGAGCAGCACAAGCGCGACAAGAUCCCGAACGCAAAUAUAUACGACCAGUUCGACCAAGACGACGAGAGCGUCGACAACGAGAAGGGUUGGAACCAAGUCAACGGCAGUGGGUCCGGUCAUUCGAGCAAGAAAUCAACCGCUGCCGCUGUAGUCGCGAACGGAACUGCGUCGCCAGCAUCUUCAGGUGUCCGAACGCCCAUCGGGAGGUAUGGCAGCCGUGACAACAAAGUCGCUUAUCUCCUGUUCUAUCAACGAAUCAGCAACCCUUAAGAGGGUCCUUGCGAGCGCCGACCCUAUCUUUCAUACCGUGUCUGCGUGUAUCGCGGAUACUAUCGCUGCCAACGGUGCUGACAUCCUCAGCUGCUACUCGAAUCCUCCAUUCUUA
Messenger RNA from Paecilomyces variotii, 3045 nucleotides. Its product is annotated as ubiquitin-specific protease. Gene Ontology annotation, biological process: protein deubiquitination. Bases 276 to 2930 code for a protein of 884 amino acids. Gene Ontology annotation, cellular component: nucleus; cytosol. Gene Ontology annotation, molecular function: cysteine-type endopeptidase activity; cysteine-type deubiquitinase activity. The transcript has 3 exons. NCBI's taxonomy places the organism in Eukaryota, Fungi, Ascomycota, Eurotiomycetes, Eurotiales, Thermoascaceae. The record is from RefSeq and is a predicted model, not a curated record.